AGAUGCGCGCUAGAUUCGAGCCGCCGCUGGGCUGUUCAGAGCGAGCGUGGACGUUUACCGCGUCGCAUCUUUUGGGUUUUUCAGUUGAUUCCUUUGUGAAUGUUCUUAGUCUCGCAACGCGUUCAUGAGCUACACGAUUCUUAACUCGGCUAUUCCCUUCCGCGAGUGUUUCGUCAGAUUGAUUUGCGUUGAAGUUUCAGUUGGAUUUGUCGCUUAAAUCUCGAUUACGAAUAUACUUAGAACAUAUACGAAUGGAAUCGUGAGAAUUUCCGGGAUACACUGUAACCCGAUUCGAACGCAAUAGUGAUCGACAGUGAGCACCAAUGACAUGUGCAGUGACAUUGAUAUCGAACUUUAAACAAUCAAUCAAAAUUUUCGCGUUGUUCGACCACCAAAUUAGACAUGAUAGAUCGUACCGUGUAUCAAACAUAUAGAGAUCUAUGUUUCGUUCACACAUCAUCGGCGAUGUUCACGUAAGAGUGCAGAGUCGAGCCAUGCUAGUAAUCAUUUUUGAUUUUCUAUAUAUUUUUCUUUAAUCCCAUUGCUGUCUAUUUGUUUUCUAUAAGUAGAUUAAUAGUAUCGAUAAGAAUGUAAAAAUUAGAAAGGACAUCCGUGAGUGUAAGUAGUUUGCAGUGUCUCGUGAAUUUGACUGUUUUAAAGACAUCUACCUUUGCUCGAAGUUGGCAACAUCGAACCCAGGAUCGGAGCAGAAAGGCAAACGUUUGAACGAAGAACGCGUAGACGGCGAAACUUAUAGUCGGCCGAGUAUAGUAGAUGUGUGCACGUUCGAAGAGAAAGAGAACGAAAAGCCGGUCUUCGAUGGAACACCUGUUCUACAGAUUUGAAUAGCGUUUGAAGCGCGACUCUACGAUUAAUUCAACGACCGACAGCACGACGGCAACGGCAACGGUGACGGCGACACCGACGACGGCGGUUAUUCUCCUCCGUUCGGCGGCGCUGUCACCUCUAAAGAUGUCAGAGCUCCGAAUCGAUUGUUCCGAACUAACUCAUUCGAAACAUUAAGACGCCUAUACCAGAAACAGCAGAAUACUCGGACAAGAUGUCAAUGACGGGAAGCUUAAUGGGUUACGAGAACAAUAACGAGAUAAACCAAGCAAAGUGUAAGAAGCCGUUAAAACCGCUUCCGAUAGUGUCUAGCAUAAAUUCCAGUGGUAUUACAACAGCCAACAAAACGAAAAAACCCCGAAGAUCGGCCAGACGCAGCUCUUGUAUACGAGGUCACGUGAAUAGUUUGUGGUCCGUCUGGUACGGUGUUUUGGCGGUCGCUUUUCAAGCUUACAUCGGGUUAAGAUACGCGAAAAGGUUCGCCGGGGGAAUUUUUCCAGCGUAUUUAUCGUUACCUUGGCCCGCGGACGCUCCGCCGCCAAAGGUGGAGCUGUACGCGUGCUUGGUGCUGGCCGGUGCUGGAGUCGUUUUGCUGCCCGUUCUUCUCGGCGCGGCAUUUUUAAAGCUCGGCAACCUGGCGAACGAUGGGGUGAAACUCGGUCGCCAUUUGAGCGCGUGUUCGCGCGAUCCGCCUUCGUCCCUGCUCACCAACAACCCCGACCACAGUUUGGCGAACAAUUUAUGGCGACACGGGGGUCCCACGGCCGCUUUCGUACACCUUUGUACAGCCAUGUGCUUCCUCCUACCCUCGCUUCUCAUGGAGGCCAGGCUGAUACACGCUGGAUUUUUGCCAAAAGAAACGAUAUGGCGUACGGAUCUGGAUUGGCUGGUGACUCAUCGCGAUCGGCUAGUCGUGUCGAGCUUCAUGAAUCCGACCGUAAAUCUUAGCAUCUUAACCGGUUUCAUAACGCCCCAACCUUUCGUCACCUUAAUACCCGACGACGAAUCGACCGAUAACGCAGGGAGCGAUAUUACCACUGUGAAAUCGGAAUUGAUCGAUCUUAUCAAUAAAUCGAUCGCGGUCGAAUCUCGACACCAGGAGACUACAAGGUAUAACGGGUUAUUUCGAGCGGCGAGUAACGGUCUAGCAACAUCUGAUACUCGAGUUCCGAGCACCACUUCCGCCCUACCUGCCAAAGGAGCAACUACUCCCUCGACGCAAGAAAUCAUUAUCGAUGCACCGAAAACACCGUCCACGAUUUUGAACUCGACCAUGCCCGCCAAUGGCAGUGCAUCGUCGAUUACAACGACGACGACGAGAACGACGAACACGGACGCGGCAACAACGACGACGAUGACGGCAACGUUGACAACGAGGAACGACGCGAAAGCAUCGACAAAAAUGGCGGAGAUGGGAAAGGUAGUUGCUGCCGCUGGAACCGCGACUACCGCCGUGAUAGCAUCUACGAUCGCGUCCACUUUUCCCUCGACGACCAGCUCGAUGAAGUAUGGAAAUACUGUUAGGCGACCAGUCACUACCAAGACGAUUGUUAAAAGUAACAGUUUAAAGAGCAAGUCGAAAACGAAGAACGUAGGAAGAAAUUCGACGACGGUUAAACCGAAGACUAUCUCUGUUGGAAAUAUGACCGCGCAGAGUAUGUCGUUAACGAUGAACAGUUUGGCUGAUUUGGAUCAUCCGGAAAAGUUGAAUCUUGAAUUACAACCAGCCGAAUCGUACGGACCUAUCACUCUCGAGUAUUUGAAUUACGCAAUCGCUCUUGGCGUAUAUUCCGUGAGAUAUCCGGCGGUUUUUUGGUCGUGCAAUAAACCAUUGGCCACAAUUUUUAGCUUCCAGUUAAUCGUUAAUUCCGCCCAAAGCUUAUUGGCCUACGUUGGAAUGUCCGUUCUUUACAAGGUCCAAGUAAUGGGGCCUUUGAAGGUGCUACCAGUUCUUCGCCAACAGUAUCGUACGAUAUAUACAAGCAACAUAUCGACCAUUUUCGGGGACUCGUACUUUUUGCUGAAUCCACACGUUACUCUCGUUCUGUUCGCUCUCUCCUCCCUUUUGGUGCUUUGCUCAAGCAUGGUGAUGUAUUUCUACGCUUACGGCAGAUUCACAGCGUUUCUAAAUCACGAACGUGAGCGUCGAAUCAUCUUGUCAAAGGAGAACCGAAACGGGAACGGUUGGAUAUACUUUAUCCAUUGCACCGCUUUAUGCGUGUUCCUUGCAAUCGCGAUAUGCAGCGCGCCGUUGCUCUACGACUACAGUGUCGUGUAUCGUGGCAGCCUGGACGGUGCAAUUUUAGCAUGUCUUGUCGCGACUGUCCUGCAUCUCUUCCUGUGGCUGGUUUUAUGGAUAUUCCUCACGAUAAAACAACGCUGGACGUUCAAAUUGCGAGUGACUAUCGGCCGUGCAACCGUUAGAUCGGCAAGAUCGGUGAAGCUCGUGACCGACGUCGAUCUGUUAUCGGCCAGGGACGAUGAAGACGGAACCAAUGCGCCGUUGCUGGUUGUCGGUAACGGCAGAACAUACACUAUUGCCGACGCUUCACCGAAAAAGGCUAUCAUGAGCGUGAUACAAAAGGCAGCUAUCGAGAGGAAAGCGCGAGCUCAAGGAAACACUGAUUCGGUUAACGGCGAUUCAGUGGCCGACGAUGAACAAAUCUAUUGGUUGAGACCGAAAUUGCGCCCGUCGCCGACUAGGUCGCCGAACGAGAACGGUGCACCAGCUACGGAGAAAGGAUGGCUGAACAAGAAAUUGAAACCCAAGGUCACCUUUAACGACCUGCCUAGUACGUCAGGCUCGCGUAAUAAAGGAAAAAUCAGACGAGGCAAUGGUGACGGAGGCCCUGAAGAUGACGGAGAUUACGCCACGUUACGGGAAUUACCGUUAAUUACGUCGUUGGAUCCGGCCGAUGAUUCAACAUCCGAAGAGAACAAGUGGGAAAGAUGGCUGAUAUCUCGUAGGGACGGUAUACCUAAAUUUGGAAACCUGCUCGAGUGCGUGAACGAUGACCAAGUGACGUACUACGCGAGUGCAAAUCGCGAUCUGCAACCUUCGGAAGGCGAUCCUUCGCCUCUCUUGACUCCAGACCCUUUGCCCGAUUCCUCCUCGGAGCCACUUCCACUGCCACCUCCGACUCCGUCUCCAACUCCGACUCCGACUUGUGCACCGACUACCGAAGUUGUCACGGCGUUACUAACCACUAACACCCAGACAAACGGAGGACACACGCCACGAUGCUUGCGCCGAGCUGAUUCAGGAAUGCCGCACGAGGAAUUGACCCCUCGCUCGGAUUCCUCCAAUUCUCCACCGUUAGACGCCGUGGUGGGAGGCAAUAGCGGGGCCGGCUCGGUGGCGGGGCACAGUAACGCGAGCAGCCACAGCGAAACGUCCUCUAGCGGCGUGCACAGUAACGCUAGCAAUGGGAGCAACAGCAGCUGUCAACGGCGAGCGACCAGCGUGGACGACGUGACAGGUGGCAACUGCGCCAACGUUGCCGAGCAACGAGAUAACGAAGAGUCGCGCGACCAGUGGCGCAGCUGUUCUCUCCAACGCGGGAUUCAACCACCGUCCGCUGCCAUUGCGUUCUCACCGCCAAAUAGUCGCCCCGGCACCAGCCAUUCCUUCUCCUCGCCGCAGUAUGCGAACCACGUGCCGCUGUUCGCCAAUGCGAGUUCAAACGCGAACGCUAAUCCCAACGUGAACAACACGAGCGUGAGUGGCAGCACGAACGUUAACGUGAACGAUAUCGCCGCCACGGUCGGCCAAGGAUGCCCGGCCGUUAUCCUCGAGAAUCCCAACGAGGCGACCGUGGUGAUACGGCGGAAGCUGUCGAGGACGAAGCUGACGGAGCCCCUGAACCCGAACGAAGAGCCGUUUGGCCGGUCCACCAACAUGAGGAUGACGUCAUUCACGGAGAGCAACGAUAUUCGCGUUCACGCCUCGUCCGCCACUUUGCCGCAUUACCCGACCCAACCUGUCGUGACAUACCCGCACUGCUCCACCAUGCCUCUGCCCCACGCCUCUCACAGCAUGGCCGGAUCUCACAUGGGCGGGUCGAGCGGAAGCUGUGGAUCGGUGCCGAGGCACGCUUUCGUUCCACCGCAGGUACACUCGACGGUGCCCGCGCACACGACUUUACCGUCCCAUCACAACGGCGUCAGACUUCUCCCCGGCAUAGCGCCCGCCCCCAACAAUCCUUUCGUCAAGAGGUUCCCGCCUGUGCAGCUGCACACGCAGCCCUGGGCGCUGCCCGGCCACCACACUUUCCCCCAAGCGUCCCAAGUUAACGGCAAACUGACCACCACCGCGCAGAUCAGGCAGAGCGAUCGUGACUCGGCAAACUUUUCCAUGGCCAGUAGCGGUGAUUCCGACACGUGUUUGCCUCAUUAGAUUCGAUCGUCCACCCUCUUCGCUCUCGCUCCGCGCCGAGCAAACGUUUUCACGUUAUACCGUUUCCGAUCACGGAUUUCCUGGAUCGUCGUCGUGCCCACGACGCUUCUCGAGAUCUUUUUGAAAAAAAGGUUUUCUCGGGGAUCGUUAUCUCUGAUCGCGAACGUGGUCGCGUAGAACGAAACAACAUUAUCAUUAUCAUACCAUCGUAUUAGGGGUUGUUACAUAUCAUACUUUCGAUUAUCCAUGAGAACACGUCCGACACGUACGGUCAACGUUAUUUUAUUUUCGAUACAAAAAACCACCACCGUCUGUCGCGACAACAUUUCGUCUCGUUCUUCCAUAUCAAAUGUUUCUUCGUAUGCCAUUUGUAAAUCGCAUCUUCUCGCGUAUUGUCUACCCGCUUCUCGAGCCCCGAUACAGUUGAUUCGAAUAAUGAAUAUCCUGCAGUGAACAUAUCCUGUGAGACAUGAAUCGUCAAUUGCUAUUAUAAUACGUGCAAGACAAGGUAGAUUGAUAAACACCGUUGGCUCUUUGAAAAAGUUAAAAGAAAAAAUUUUCUUCUCUUCAAAGACUUUUCUCCUAGAUUUUAAUUAUCUUUCAUUACUUUUUGUAAGAAAUGAAUAUUUAUCAAAAUGAGUAAGUGGAAAGAUUUGUGAAGAUAAUUAGCGAACGCAUGUGUCGUUUAAGAUUCGGGAACGGAGUAAAUAGCGAAUUGAAAGAGAGGUAAAAAUAAUCGUAAACCUAUAUUUAUAUGCCAAACAAUUUAUUCAAUGAAUUAUUGUAUGCAUUAGAGCAAAAUUCGAAAUUUUAUUUAUUUAACAUUCACGUGGAAAGUAUUCGCGAUAUUGUUCGAAAAUGUAAGUCUCAUCGCGCACAAUGAGAUAACCGUAUAUAUAGACUAAUACGACCAGUCAAUGGAUGAUUAUAUUAAAAAAAAGUUAAGAAACUUACGAUUACUGCCAUAAUGAUAACUAUAAUCGCAAAGAUCUUUAGAUCUUCGUCACAAUAUGAAUUUAUUUAUCGACUGCCAUGUUAUUUCGUCCUGUUUCGCGAACAAAAAGCGCUCGAGAAGUGUUCGUUCUUUUCGUUCGCUCGUAAUCGCUUAACGCAUAGUGAAAUAUUAAAGUAUUUAAUAUCGCUUGCGCUAUUACGAUAAUUUUAUUUUUCGCGAUCACGUAAUUUUAAUCGAGGAUUAGAAACGCGAAGAAAUGCACUUCUAUCUUGAAUAAUCGUGUCUUGUAUCGGCGUUGUAUACCAUCGGAGAUAAAUCAGAAAUCACAUUUCCAUCCAUAUGUAUUAAAUUUGAUACACACAUCGAUUAAAACGCAUUUCGAAUUAUAUGAUUUCGCCAAUUGACUGUAUCAAUAUACAACGAUGAUACGAUACGAGAUGCAACAAAUAAAUACCGUGUUUAAUAAAUAUAGGUCGAAAUGUUUCCCAAUUUCGUAAUCGAGUGGACAGAAAUAAAAAGGAAAAAAAAAAUGCAUAAUGGAUAGAUAAAUGAUAUAAUCCGGAUAGUUUGCCGAGUUCAUCGAAUUUAGAACAAUAACGAUGACGAUUUUAGGAUACUUAUGAUGGAUUAAGUUAAAAAGAAAUCUUUAGAAAGCUAUUAUUAAUCCAAGAAGUUACGCGAGAUAUCUACGAUAUUUCCAUAUCUUAAAUGUUUAACCAAAACCUCAAGUACGGGUUAUAGACUUUCGAUGAAAAUAACGAUCUCUUUGGAACAGGAUAAAAACACGGUCAAGAUAAUAAUAACUUAUAUAACGUAUGCAUAUAUUAUCCAAUGCUUAUACAUAUACACCUAAUGCAAUAUUUGAACAUAACCUCAAAUUUAUGAAACGUAAUGAAUCAUACGUUGUAAGUGUACGUGCUAUUUAGAAAUUCUUGUUGACGCAUUCGACGAAACAAACGGUAUUUUUUGAUUCAUCGAUCGAAUUUAUCAAUCUUUACGAGCUAUGACUAAAUACACGAAUAAUAUAACAUGGAUAGUAUAAUGGCAGAAAAGAAGUGUGGUAAGGGCGUGCCUUGCUCAUCGAAAAAGCAUAUACUUUUGUUCAUAAAUUACGAGUCAUAAGUAUGCUUGUUUUUUAUAAUAUUUAUCAAAUUUUAAUAAUAUUAAUUGCUUUUGAUUGCUUUUAGCUCACGUAUAAACUUACACUUGUGUUAUUGAAUAAAUCUUUAUUAUAAUUAGAUGUACAUAUAGAUUUUUAUGUUUGUUUUGUAAAUUAAAUAUUCUUUUUUUAUUAUAAUAUAGGAUCUGAAGUAUCGAAGAAAAUGAUUCGUUCUUCAAUCAUGAACACUUGAACUAACGGUCAAAGAAUUGAAAAAUAAAUGCAUAAUAAAAUUUAAAUAAUAACAAAUAAUGCACGAUAUUUAUAAAUCAUCAUCUACUUUUAAUUAUCGAUAUUCCGUGAUUUAUGGACAAGAGUGUAUAUACAUAUAUUGCGCAUGCUUUUUUCUUUCUUCCUCGACUUAUUUGUUAGGAAAUCUUUCUUUUAACGUAGAUAUCGAAUGUAGUGAAAUUAUUUACGUAGUAGCAAGAAAUUCUGCUCGAGUAAAUGCACUCUAGAAGAAAGAUUGUUAUUUUGAAAUAUCUUCCAAUUUUCGACGAUUUGAGAUGAAACAGGUUAGAAAAGUGCGUAGAAUCGGUAUGUACAAUGUCUGUAUCUCCUCCGAUAUCGCCAAAGAGCAUAUAUCGCGUGUUUUUCGCGAAAAGGUGAAAUCAAGAUGACGAAGCCACAAUUUCCUACAAACGUCGAAAAGAAUCGAUAUGUACAGAUCUCUUUUAUGUGUGUUCGUCGAGUUGUAUUUAACACGUGUUCGUUCUAUCUUUUAUGCACAUAUCCUGAAUCUAGAAUGACCCUGAAUAAAUUAAGAGUGAAGCAUCAAAUUUAUAGCUAACCUAUAAAAAUUUGUAGUGUUCGCGAGAAAAUUGAAAAUAUUAUUACUGUCGUCUAGUAUAUCGUAUCGCGGUGUUGACAUUUUAAUCCUUUGAGUCCUAACUUGUAUCAAAUGAUAUCAUAAACCAAAUGUACAGAAAAACUAACAAUUAUUUUUAUUUUAUCGUGUUUCUAUUUUAUUUUUUUUUUUACAAUCUUUAUCACAUUGUGUAAUAAAUUCGUUCAUGUUGACAUUUGAUAAGAUUUUCUCAUCUAUUUAUAAACGUUUGUUUCAUUUUGAAUUCCUAUUAUAUAAUUAUUUUAUAGAAUAUCGAUCACAUUUAAAAAAAAAAUUGUUUUCCAUUAUAUAACAACGUACGACCAUAUACUUUACUUAUUAUAUUUACAAGGCUUUGCCUUUUAAUUUUUAAUUGUUUCACUUGUUCGGAAAAUUCGUAUAUAAAUAAAAAAUAGUACAUACGUAAAUAAUUAAUUACACAAUUUAAUGCUUCUAAUACAAGUCUUCUAUGUUUACUAGAAACCUACAUAACCAAGUUUUUUAAAAUGUAUAUGCUAAUUCAUUUUAAUUUUAGACGUAUUUAUAUCAUUACUUUUUUUUUUUUAGAAAUUUUCUCAAUGUUUUUCACAAACAUUGUUAUGUUUAGGUAAAAAACACGAUAUAAACAAUGCGAUUAAAAAGAAUAAUACAUCAUAGUUUAUAAUCCAGGACAUGAAGGAUUAAAUUGUACCAUACGAUCAUGCGCUCAUCAUAUCUUUUUCAAUUCGUCAAUGUUAAAAAAAAGAACAAAGAAACUAAUUGUUACUUCUUAUCCUUCACACACGAAACAACCGAAACGAUUUCGCCUAACUUUUUAACUCGUGUCGAAUCUAAAUAAAAUGGAAGAAGCGCAAGAAAAGAAAAAAUAAGUGCAAAUGUUUCAUCAUAUCGCGGACAUAAAUGGACGUAAUAAUGGCUCGGACGAAUAAUCUAAUAGUUUUUCUAUCAACAGUGUAAAAUCAACGGAAGGGAAUACCACCUACUUAUAUUUUCUUACUGUUUUCACUAACGAUUUCGCAACUUCCGUGCGUAGGGAGUAGAGACGAGAAUAUAAACGUGUUAGUCGCUGAGUAGAAGCUAGUAGAAGUCAGCCAGAUCACCGUCGAAGAGGUCGUCAAAAUUCAUUACGCGCUCGUUGCGAUCCAUCCUUUCGUAACGCAACUGAUCAAUAAUCGCAGCGCGCAUCCAUUCGAAACCUCGAAAUCCUUGGUUAUCUGGACCGACGUUAGUCAGAAAAAUUCCUAUAAUUUUUAUACCUGGAUAGAAUCGAAUAGAUGAACCGUUUCCCGAGUAAAUUGAAAGAUUUCAAUCUAUUCUUCUAGGACAAAAAACGUCGAAAUGGAUGCAGUUAAAGCUUUAUGGUACCUUACGAGAGAAGCGAUACAAUUGGUUUUUUAAAUGUAUUAUAUACGUUUCUUUGCACAAUGAUUUCUUGCGUCAGAAAAAUCAAAGGUAUUCGAUUUCGGAAAAAAGAGCAGAACGGAUAUAUCGGAUGUGUCGAUAUAUCGAUUUGCAAAAACGAUAAAGCUUUCACUGUACUUGUAUAUUUUUUCAAGCGAAUUUCAAUGCGCAUGGGUUACACGCAUUUCUCUCUUGUAUGCCAAUGUAAUACGAACGAUUUUUUAUACGAAACUUGAUUUCAUCUUUAUUCGAUACUGAAGAAAAAAAAAAAGAGCGACGCGCCGACAACGCGAUUUAUAAAAAAAAAGAAAAAAAAAUCCUUACAUGUGUAAGAAAAGAAGAAAAGACAACGACGAGAGAUUAAAGCUCGAGUUGAGUUUUAAUCAAUGAGAUACAGGUAAUCGAUCGAUUAUGGUCUCCUUAAAAGGCCAGUUAAAUUUUUUAAGUCUUUUCAUAAGGAAUAAAAGUUGGAAUAAACGUUUUGUAAUACCGAUCGUACAUAUCACAAUGAAUGGACCAUAGAAAUGGGAACGACGAGAAUGCUCAGAAUCAAAUAGUUAACGUGCACGUGGAACACCGUCGAUCGAAAGUUAGAGAAAAGUUGGGACAAUUUCAAUUUGUGAAAUAUUUUUUGUCGAAAAUGACUCGAAAACGAUUUCAUCCGAACACCUAAUGAUAUAAUCUCGUGUUAAUCUCAGUUUCAUUUCAUUCUCUUGCUGUUGAAAAAUUUCGUAAUAAUUAUAAGAUCAUGAUCGAGAAUUGUUAGAUAGUUGCAGAUGAAAUGGCUGAAUAAUUUCUAAUAUAAUUCUCAAGUUUCCAUAAAUAAUUUCUUUUUUAAAAAAAAAGCUUCCUUUUUAAUGAAGUAAUUGAUGCUGUUUUAAAACCACGGUUUUAUUAAUCGAAUUAUUGAAACGAAACAUUUAACCGCUAAACUAUGAAUGACUCUGCACAUUUAUGAAAUUCGCCAUUUGAUAUGCAACAGUCCAAUACAAGUUUUAUCCACUCGUUAUUUCGUCAUUUUCGUAAUAAUUAUUAACAGCAGCAGGAAUAUCAAAAGCAAGAACGAACCGCUAUUUGAAUCUCGAUGGGAUAUUUCGAUGCUGCUAUUCGUAAAAAUAUAUUCUUUUUAUCGUUUAGCGUCAAUCAGCGAUGUUUUAUCCGUUCGUUUUAGAUCCAGCUAGACCUCUCGACGCGGAAACGUACACGAUCAAAGGGAUGCUCCGAAAAAAUCGAUCGACCCGAUGAAUUCCUGUGAUCUUGCGAAUUUUUUCUUCAUUUAUUUAUUUUUUUUUUUCCUCGUAAUUUUACGCUAUUUACAUCCGAGGGAGAGUUGAAGUGAAAAAAGUUUCGGAGCAUUUCAGAGUUUUACCGCGAGAAUUCCGUCUCGAGCACGCAUAAAGAGAAAAAAGCGAAAGAGGAUAAAAGCGAAAUAAAACUAAACAGGGGAAGUGAAGGUUGCGCCUUUGCGCGUGUACGAAUGUCCGUGCCUAUAUCUGUGCGCGCGCAUUCAAUUGGUCGCCCUCGACUGCGUAUUUCUUUGGCUUGUAAAUAAUUAUAUGGACCGAAUAAAAUUAGCGGGUGAGACGAGGGAAAGGAGCGAGAAUGAACGAUGGAGGGGAAGAUAAUGCAAAAAGAAAAAAAAACUUUAACGGAUAUGUACGAAUAAUUGUAUAAAGACUGAUUAGACUUACUUUGGUAUUUAUUCUAAUUCACAGUUAAACGCUAUCGCUUUGCGCGCUCUUGAAUACUCACGGAGCACGAAACCAAAGGUAUUCAAUUCCUGGCUCAAAUUCCAUUUUUCUCUUCUUCUUUGACGUCUGUCCGCGACUCGAUUGCGUUUCCUGUCACUCUUUUCUUUCAUUUCUUGCUGGAAUACAAUAUUCCUUUAAUAAUGGAUGAAAAUAUUUUUCGAUUUUGGAAAUGUAAUAUUAGUUACAGUUAUUAGAUAUGUAAUUAUUUUUUUUUUUGCUAUUACUUUUUUAAAUAUUUUGAAAUUUCAUUAUCCUCGAUUUCGAAUUGAUUUUUCUAUCGCGUGAACGGCCUAUGAAGUUUACUUUCGUUGCAUAAUUAUGAAUAUCUGUAGAAUCUAUGUGCAAUGUAAAAUAGAAAAAGAAGGAUAAAAAGAAUGAAAGACAAGAAAAAUUGACAUUUUUAUACUUAUUAUUUGUUGUCAUAAUUUUGUUUCAAAUGGUGCCAUUUCUGUAUCCAGGAAAGAUUCAUCGAUUUUACCAUUCAUGGAAAUGUGCGAACGGAGCAAAGAGAAAAAGAAAAAUGGUAUGCGCGAUUAUAACAGCGACACUAUUAUUGUCACAUCGUAUCAAUAUUAUUCGAUGCAUCGUAUAAGCAAGUAAACUAGAUGUAAACUUUGUAUAUUCAUUUACCAAGAAAAUAAAGAUAAAUUAUUCGA
Apis cerana (Asiatic honeybee) is the source of this 11990-nucleotide messenger RNA. It is a transcript of the gene tinc, whose product is annotated as transmembrane protein tincar. Lineage: Eukaryota; Metazoa; Arthropoda; Insecta; Hymenoptera; Apidae. The record is from RefSeq and is a predicted model, not a curated record.